AUGAUAUUUUUUAUAUGCUUAUUAGCAACCGUAUUUUCUCAAAUGAGCCAUGAAGAGUCUAUUACAAUGAAAAUACAAAAUAAAACAGAAUUACCUCUAAUCAGCCUGACUGACAAAGAGCUUUCUCAUCUUUUAGACACUCAUGCAGAUAAUUGACUCAUUUUAUUUUAUGAUUCAGGAAUAAAAACUGCACAAAACCUCAUCAACACUUGGAAGAGAAGCGCUCAUGCUUUGCACCAAGAAAAUUAUAUGGAUAAUAUAGGGACUGUAGAUUUACGAAAAAAUUACACAAGAAAUUUCAUGAGGCUUGAUCUUUAUAUAUACCCAAAAGCAAUCUAUAUUAAUAAAGGAUUUUAUUAUAAUUAUACUGGGCCAAUUGAUGCUAAUGGUGUGCAAGAUCUCAUUAAAAAGAAAACUUAUUUGAAUCACACAAGAAUAAAAAUUCCUCCGCCUGCAACUUUUGCAAGCUUGAUACUAAAUGCAGCAAAGCAAAUCCAUGAAGGCAACCCAAAGGUUUUAAAAAUCUUAGGGGCAAUGAUGGCAAUCAUUUUGGUUUUUCCGAUAGUUUUUUGUAUCAAGCAAUGCCAAAAGCCUGAAAAAGAAAAGGAGGAAUAA
This is a messenger RNA of Blepharisma stoltei, 615 nucleotides long. The record is from the annotation of a GenBank genome assembly. Lineage: Eukaryota; Ciliophora; Heterotrichea; Heterotrichida; Blepharismidae.